CCAGUUCUAGCGGUCAAAGUCAACUUAUUGUGGUUAGUCAACACGCGCCAUGGAAAUUCAGCAGAACAUGGCUAUCGAAUAUCAAUGGAGAUCAGACGAUGAUGUUGUUACAGAGCCUUACGCCUUACGGGGAGGACGAGAAGACGGGCGCCAUCUCCACCUCUCGGCGUCGUCAUCGUCUCCCAAGUCCCAAUUCAGAUGGAGGACCGCAUGCCCGCCGCCGGGACCGGGACCGGGAGGGCGCGGCGCUGCGGCUUCGUGGUGUGGCUGCACGGCCUGGGCGACUGCGGCCGCGCCAACGAGUUCAUCGCCGACCACUUCUCCGCCGCCGCCUUCAGCGACACCCGCUGGGCCUUCCCCACCGCGCCCACCGCCCCCGUCACAUGCAACCGUGGCGCGCUCAUGACUUCGUGGUUCGACAUCCACGACGCGCCGCCCAUCACUUCGAAAUCCGUCAGGAAUGAGGAGGAUGUGCUGCGAGCUGUUCAGAUUGUGCACACUAUGAUCGACAGGGAAAUAGCUGCUGGAACAAACCCGGAAGACGUAUUCGUUUUUGGGCUUAGCCAAGGAGGUGCCUUGAGCAUAGCAAGCGUGCUGCUGUACCCCAAAACUCUUGGUGGUUGCGCAGUCUUCAGUGGCUUCCUCCCCUUCAACUCUACUUCUUUCGCGGCCAGAGUAACAGAGGAAGCAAAGAAGACGCCCGUCCUAUGGAUCCAUGGCGGAGCUGACUCGCUGAUCCCGAUCCAGGAAGGGCGAGACGGGGUGAAGUUCCUGCGAGGGCUCGGCAUGACCUGCGAAUUCAAGGCGUACGACAGGCUUGGCCACAGGCUGGCGCCGUACGAGAUGGAGUACUGCGAGCGAUGGGCGUCAGAGAACAUUCAGAACGAACACAGAGAAGACCUGAAGCUGGAGAACGGUGGCCUUCAGGGGAGCAAGUUCUGCGGAGUCUUCAGCUGCUUCUCCAAAUAGAUAGCUGCUGUUUCAAUUGCAUCAAGUGAUGUUGUAAUUGACGCUAGUGCUGCAUCAUGUCUCUGCGAA
Molecule: messenger RNA, 1038 nt
Organism: Setaria italica (foxtail millet)
Lineage: Eukaryota; Viridiplantae; Streptophyta; Magnoliopsida; Poales; Poaceae
Product: probable inactive carboxylesterase Os04g0669700
Exons: 6
Coding region: 199-969 (256 amino acids)
Biological process (GO): protein depalmitoylation
Cellular component (GO): cytoplasm
Molecular function (GO): carboxylic ester hydrolase activity; palmitoyl-(protein) hydrolase activity
Source: RefSeq, a predicted model, not a curated record